AUGGCCGCCUUUGCAUGGCAGAACUUGUUGGUGAAGGACGGGCAACGCCGUCGGGAGGAGGCGGAGCGGAAGCUGGAGGAGGCGGAGAGAGAGCUAGUGGAGGCUAGGAGGCAAGCGCCGAGAGCGGACGAGGAGAAGACAUUGUCGCGGGAGCUCGGGGCGAUCAAGAAGCAGCUGAAAGACGCUCAGGAGCAGGUCGUGCAACUGACGGCUGACCGUGCCAAUGAUCGCCGCUUGGUCGCGUGCUUUCACGAUCUACUUGAGAUUGUGUCCUCGACGGAUGAAGCGGUGAGCAUUCUGAAGAAGAGGGCCGACUAUUCGGAAGGCGAGGCAGUCGCGAACAAGCUGUGGGAUGAGAUUCGCACGAAGCAAGCUCACACGCACGACACCUAG
This is a messenger RNA of Neohortaea acidophila, 393 nucleotides long. RefSeq lists its product as uncharacterized. The coding region runs from base 1 to 393 and encodes 130 amino acids. The transcript has a single exon. Lineage: Eukaryota; Fungi; Ascomycota; Dothideomycetes; Mycosphaerellales; Teratosphaeriaceae. The record is from RefSeq and is a predicted model, not a curated record.